UCUAUUUUAGCACGUAUGCUGAGCUGAGAGUAUUUGUAUGUGUUUCCGUUGUGCACAGCGUGACGCUUCAAAUGUCUUCAACUUAUCGCGCCACCUCAGCGACUGCAUGAAUGUUCCGUGCUAAAACGAAGCUUUUUAUCCAUCCGCCCGGGUCGGGUUGGUACCGAAGUUUUGUAGCAGUGGGUAUACAUGGAAACCAGAUAUGAAUUUAUUUGCGCUUGUGUGAGCUCCAUAGGUGUAUUAGGUUAACCUGAAGGACAAUGACGAAGUGGGCUCCUGUUUCAGACAAAGAUAAAUAUGGUGUCGCGAUCGCCAACUUUAUACAAGACGGACCACACAGAUUGCGGUUGAAUGUGGGCGACGCUGUUUACAUACAUGAAGAGAAUGAAGAUUGGUAUUAUGGCUGCUGUACCAACAGCAAAAGUAAGAAAGGGAUUUUUCCGAAGUCCUAUAUUGCUGUCAAGGACUCCAUCAUUGACAAAACUGGGCCGCAUGAAGUGGUCAUCCCCAAAGAACCACCGAUUAUUAAAGAGAUCACAUCAGUUCUUCGGGAAUGGGGGCCGAUCUGGAAGCAACUUUACCUUACAAAUCGAGUGGAGUUCGACUCUGUGAGGAACAUGAUGUACGAGCUUAUGGACUCUCGAAGGAAGAUUAUGUCUGGGACACUUCCAGUUGAUGAGCUCAGAGAAUUGAAGCAGAAAGUUACAGCCAAGAUUGAAAUGGGCAAUGCCAUACUUGACCUGGACCUCGUUGUACGAGACAGUAAUGGAAACAUCCUUAACCCGGAUGUUACAAGUACAAUCGACUUGUAUAGGGCACAUGUAGAUGCCACGAAGCGAAUCAAGCAGAUGUCAUCGACACAGCUUGACAUCACUUCUCACAAGUCAUCCAGUCACUACUGUCACAACCUGUUUGUAGUGGUGAAGAAUUUCGUGUGCCGAAUUGGAGACGACGCAGAUCUCCUUAUGACGCUGUACGAUGCAAAGGAGCAAAAAUUGAUCAGUGAAAGCUACUUUGUCCAGUGGGGAAAGUCUGGCCUCACAAAAGACUUAGACCAGCUGAAUAACCUGAGGGUCCUGUUCACUGAUUUGGGAAGUCGUGACCUUGCAAGGGAACGUGUUUACUUCAUCUGCCAGAUUAUUCGCAUUGGUGCCAUGGAACUGAAGGAAACCGACCAUAAGAGGUCUACCAUUUAUACAAGGAAAGCCACAGAGGCUGAUGGCAUGCGUCGUCCCUUUGGUGUUGCUGCUAUGGACAUAACAGACAUCAUCAGCGGAAAAAUUGAAAGUGAUGAAGAAAAGCAGUACUUUGUGCCAUAUGUUCAGUGCGGUGAAAGAGAUUUCUUGGACACAGCGAUUAAGAAAGCACUGUCCUCUAAAGAAAUCACCCAAAAGGAGCACAAGGGCCAAGGCCUUUGGAUUUGUCUCAAACUUUUACAUGGAGACAACAAGCAAGUACGAGAAGAAAACCCCCAUCUUGUGUCUGGAACUACAGCUAUGGCACGUAAAAUGGGUUUCCCUGAAGUCAUCCUUCCUGGUGAUGUGCGCAAUGACCUCUACCUGACGCUAGUGCAGGGAGAAUUUUCCAAAGGUGCUAAAACAUCAGAUCGUAACAUUGAAGUUACUGUUAAGGUGUGCAAUGAAAAAGGGGCUGUCAUUGAUGGAGUUAUCAGCAUUGGCUGUGGCUCAGAAAAUCUCAGUGAGUACCACAGUGUAAUCUACUACCAUGAAGAUAGACCUCGCUGGAUGGAGACCUUCAAGAUUGCCGUACCCAUAGAGCUUUUCUACAGUGCUCACCUGCUGUUUACAUUCAAGCAUAGGUCAUCUAACGACUCAAAAGACCGGGUAGAAAAGCCUUUUGCAAUGUCCUUUGUGAAGCUUAUGCAAGAGAAUGGAACAACACUGAAUGAUGAAAUGCAUGAACUUUUGGUUUACAAGCUUGAUCACAAACGUCAACUGGACACUACUUACCUGUCUCUGCCUGCAACUCGGGCAGAGUUCAAUGCCAUCUUGCAAGGUUCUAACUCUCCCAACGGCCAGCCAAACAAAACUGUAAUGGCAUCGUAUCAGGCAGGAGGUGCGAGCCUAUCCCUGAAAGACUCCUUUCACAUAUCAACACUGGUGUGUUCAACAAAGCUUACACAAAAUGUGGACUUACUGGGCUUAUUGAAGUGGUGGACCGUGCCAGAAAAUCUAGAGAACAACCUUGAAGCCCUUAUGAAAGUGGAUGGUGAAGAAGUCGUCAAGUUUCUACAAGACAUCCUAGAUGCCUUGUUUGAUAUUCUCAUGAAAAACUCGGACUCAGAGCUGUAUGAUAACCUGGUGUUCAAGGCACUGAUUUUUAUAAUAUGCCUUAUCUCAGACCGGAAGUAUCAGCAUUUCAAGCCUGUGUUAGACCUCUAUAUUGAGGAAAAUUUCAGUGCCACACUUGCUUACAACAAACUGAUUGUGGUGCUAAAGGACUACAUCGAUAACAUCAAAACUUCUAGAGAAGAGGACCGUACUCUGCUUCUGCAGACCAUGAAAUCCAUGGAGUACAUUGUAAAGUUUAUUGUGCACUCAAGAAAGUUAUUUGCUCAUUUGAAUGAAGGCAAAGGAGCACAACAGUUUGAACUGUCACUUGAACAGUUGCUGCGUUCUAUAACAUCAAUGAUGUUCUACAAAGAUGAUACGCUACUGCUGAUACAGGGAGCUUGCCUAAAAUAUUUCCCAGCUACAAUACCAGACAUCCUUCAUGUUUUUGAUUCAGAUCAGCUAAGUCACAUCAUCACAGAGCUUAUCAACAGUCUACCUCCAGAACGACUGACAAAGCAGAAGAUGAUGUGUGUAAAUGACAUCGUGCACAGUGAGCUGUUCCAGUUUCCAUCUUGCCGUGCAAUCCUUCUACCUGUCAUCAAUUGCCACGUGAAGUUGCUCUCAGAGAAGGAUGUGGAACAAGACUUAUGUGUCAAGAUUCUUAGUGACAUCAUGGUGGUUCUGCACUCUCAUGAUCGUUCUCUGACGAAAGAUGACAUCACAGAGAUAAUGCAGUCAAUGUUAAGGACUGUCAUCCAGACUGUUAUUCGGACUGACCGGUCACUUCCUAUUGUGGGGAACAUAGUGGCGCUCAUGGUAGCUGUGCUGCGGCAGAUGUCCAAACCACAUUACCAGGCUUACCUUGAUCACUUUGCAACGACAACUGACUUGCUUGACUUUCUCAUGGAAAUAUUGCUCGUGUUCAAAGACCUUGUCAGCAAAAAUGUCUACCCAAAGGACUGGAAUGACAUGAUUAUGCUUCAGAACAGUGUUGUCCUGAAGGCAUUGCGGCACUUCUCGCACACCAUACGAGACAGGUUUACAAAUCCUUUUGACUAUCAAGUGUGGAACAACUUCUUCCAUUGUGCAAUUGCCUUCCUGACUCAAGAUGCCUUGCAGUUAGAAAACUUUUCUCCUAACAAGAGGAACAAGAUUAUUGCAAGGUACAAGGAUAUGAGAAGAGAAACAGGAUUUGAGAUUCGAAAGAUGUGGUUCAAUCUUGGUCAAAACAAGUUUCGUUUCAUUCCUGGGAUGGUUGGCCCCUUCCUUGAAAUGACAAUGAUUCCAGAAGCAGAACUUCGGAAAGCAACCAUUCCAAUCUUCUUCGAUAUGAUGCAGUGUGAAUUUUACUCACCCCGAAAGUAUCAGCCAUGCCACCAAGAUGAAUGCUAUGUGCACAACAUGGAAAUAAAGGGGAACUUCCAGGAGUUUGAGAAUGAGAUGAUCACCAAGUUGGAUGUGCUGGUUGAAGGUGGUAGGGGCGACCAGCAGUAUCAAGAUUUCUUCCGGGAAAUCCUGUAUGGUCUUUGCGAGAACCACAUAGCACUGCAUGAGCCAGGGAUCAAGUUCAUAAGAACUGUUGUGCGUCUUAUGAAGAGACUUCUGGAAUAUCGUAUCAUAAUUACGGAUGAGAACAAGGAGAACCGAAUGAGCUGUACAGUAAACUUGUUGGAAUUUUACCAUGAGAUCAACAGACAAGAGAUGUACAUUCGAUAUUUGCACAAGCUGUGCGACUUGCAUUUGGAAUGUGACAACUAUGUGGAGGCUGGGUUCACCUUGCAGCUUCAUGCUCGGCUUCUGCGAUGGUCAGAAGAGAGCCUUCCGAGCUUGCUGCGUACCGCCAAGCUGCCGCACUGUGUCACACAUAGAGAACUCAAGGAGCGGCUCUACUAUGAAAUCCUCGAUCAUUUUGACAAGGGCAAGCUGUGGGAAGCAGGCUUAGCCCUUUGCAAGGAGCUGAUGGCUCAGUGUGAACACGAGACAUUUGAUUAUGCUCAGCUAAGUGCACUUCAUGCUCGAAUGGCUACGUUCUACGACAACAUAGUUCGCCAACUGCGUCCAGAGCCUGAGUACUUCCGGGUUGCCUAUUAUGGCCGUAACUUCCCAGCAUUUUUGCAGAAUAAGGUGUAUGUAUACAGAGGCAAGGAAUAUGAACGCCUGAGCGAUUUCAGCAGCAGGCUGCUCAACCAGUUCCCAAAUGCGCAGCUUCUGAAGACACUUAAGCAACCCGGUGAAGAAAUAACAGAGUCAGAUAAUCAGUACCUCCAGAUAAACAAAGUGGAUCCCAUCAUGAGCGAUCCACAGCGCUUCCAGAACAAACCUGUUCACGAACAAAUCCUGAAGUACUACAAGGUGAAUGAAGUGAGCAAAUUCACAUAUUCCCGGCCCCUCAGACGUGGAGAGAAGGACUCUGAAAAUGAUAUUGGAAAAAUUUGGUUGGAACGGACUACACUCGAAACGGCAUACAAGCUGCCGGGAAUCUUGAGGUGGUUUACAGCAAUUCGUGCCCGCACUGUGGAAGUCAGUCCUUUGCAGAACGCCAUAGAAACUAUGGAGUCUACAAACAACAAAAUUCGAGACAUGGUGCUACAACAUCGAGCGGACCCAACGCUGCCACUGAACCCCCUCAGCAUGCUGCUUGGCGGCAUAGUUGAUGCUGCAGUUAAUGGUGGCAUAGGAAACUAUGAGAAGGCAUUUUUCACACAAGAAGCUCUUCAAAACAACAAACUUGAUAAUGAAGGGAUUCAGCACUUGAAGGAACUAAUUGCCAGCCAAAUUCCUCUUCUGGAAGCUGGCAUCGAGAUUCACAAAAAUAAAGCACCAGAAAGCUUGCAGCCAUAUCACUCUCAUAUGCAAGAGAAGUUCAUGAAAAUGAAAGCACAUAUUGAAGAGAAAUAUGGUAAAAUGCCACCCCCUCCAGAGUUGAAUGAACACCCAAUCCUGAUCCGCCGAUAUCGUAGCAUGCCACCGCCAGCACCGCCCUCGCGGACCGAGAGGGCAGACAGCCUUAUUUUUGCUCCUGAAAGCCUUUCACUGUCGCCAAAUAAGAGUCAGUCAACUCCUACAUCGAGGGCGCUGGUGACAUCAGUGUUCGUGAAACAAAAUUCAACACCCUCAUAUAAGACACUGGGCAGAAAGGGUCGCGACAGCGCAGUGCUUACUUUACGGCGCAACUCCUCCGCCUCAAUCAGUUCUCAGCAUGAGGAAAAGUCGCAGUCACAGUGGUAUGAUUUGCCACCUCCUGCAGAGAAAACAGAAGCACCUAUAAUCGAGCUUAAUGAACAGCUGACACCACACCGGCCUCUGCGCUCAGAGGUAGAGAAAAGACAUAGUAGGCCAUCUAGUGGGCAGUUCAAGAUGCAGCCAUCUAGCCCAUCACAGCCUACAACACCAGCUAUGAUGCCUGCACCAGCAUUCCUUCAGUUUCCAAGUUCAAGCCCAAGCACAUCUCUGUCUUCAGUGGUAGUGGAUGAAGAGUUAGUUGAUCAGCCUCCACCUCUGCCACAGAAGCAGGCUUACGCUGACUACACCAAUAUGACAGAAGAUACACCAGCACUACCUGCACGAAAACCGACUUUGUACUUGUCUCCAGGUUCAAAGACUCGGCCACAGCCUCCACUUCCUGCGAAAGAAGCCAACAAUGUGACGCCACUUCUUCCAAAAAAACCUGAGCGGCCUCCUUUGAACAGGAACAGCCAACCACUGGAAGCAAUGAAGUCUCCUUCACAGUCAUCGUCAUUAGAUUUCGAUGAAAGCUGAUGCCCGCAUGUGCCAUUACUGGAAGCAAUGCUGAGAGCUGUUGCUGCUUAUUCUCACAGAUGAUUUCAUAAUUUUAUCAUUCCAUGAUGACUUCUGUGACAUCCAUAUUGCUGCAAAGGUAUAUGCUGCUACUGUAUAUGUACUAUAUGCAGCCAUUCCCUUUUUAAAAGUUUUCAAGAGAAGUGAACCGUUGUGAAAAAGGAUGAGAUGUAUAGUAUUGUGUGGUGCCCUUAUCAUCCGUAAAUUUACAUGCCUGCAUUGUCACACUGAAGGGACACAAUCUGUUUCUAUGAGGUCACACUAGAGCUAUAUAUUGUUUUUUUGAAAGUUUUAAGCGCAUACCACAUGCCAUACAUAUUGAGAGAGUUAGUUAUUUUCUAUGCAAAGGUGUUACACUCUGCUGUGUUCUUAAGUGUGUUGCUGACCAGCAAAGUGUUUGUGGCUUAUGGUUUGCAGCCACUUCAUGUGAAUGUAAUCUUAAUGUGACAAUUUGCUUGGUCUUACCAUUAUACAACUAUCCAGUUCUGCACCUGUGAGAGGCUGUUUGACCAUUCUUGUCAUACCACUGCCUUUUAGACAUCUCUAUACAGUUAACCUUGGGAAGUGUCAACAGCUCAGCUACUUCGACAUAAAUUAGAAGUGCUACAUUGCAGUGUGUGCGCUAAUUUUAUAUGAUCUCGUCUCACCGCGUAUUGUCUUUGACUUCCUUUGGGGUACGUGAUGACCUUUUUGCUACUUAGACAGUGUACUUCACAGGCUGUUGCUGGUCUUUGUGAAGCACUUCAGUAAUGAUCUUUGCUAAGUUGUACUGCUGUUGUACUGCUCCACUGCUUCCAAUUCUGGCAGUUUGACAGAAAACAGCAAAGAAAAGAGAUGGUGCAGAAUAUGUUUGAACAUAUGUAUAUUCAUAAGCUAUCCAUUUUAUAUGCAAGCAGUGGCUUAUUUCUUACUUGACCUUGCAGCACUGUUGUGACUGACCACCUUGCUCCUGCUCUAUGAACAGUUUUAAUAAUCAAUGCCAUUAUUCAGUGCUGCUUCGAUAUUUAUGCAAACAGCAUUUAAAGGCUUUACACAUUAUGCGAGUGUACAAUAGACAUAAUAAGAGUUUAUUUUGUUCAUAAGUGACGCGACUGUUAGAUUUCUGCCAUCAUAGAAAAAGGUUGUUUGUUAAAAUACAAAGUAUGCUAUAAGUUAACAGUGAUCUGUUGUAUGUUGUUUAGUGCACAUAUUGCAUAAGUAUUGAUAUAUCAUCACUGCAAUAUGUUUUUGAUAUCAGUUACUCCAAACAUUGACUGUUCUAUACGUAGUGCUGUGGCCUUACCUCCAACUUCAGAGCAUGCUCAAAUUUGACACAUAUUUGCUGAGAUGAAACCAGAUUUUCAAAUGUCAUGUGUCCACUUACUGAAGGUAUUGAAUCUAGUCUAAAUAAAGCAUGUUUCUGAAAGUUU
Messenger RNA from Ornithodoros turicata, 7501 nucleotides. RefSeq names its product dedicator of cytokinesis protein 1-like (gene mbc). The record is from RefSeq and is a predicted model, not a curated record. NCBI's taxonomy places the organism in Eukaryota, Metazoa, Arthropoda, Arachnida, Ixodida, Argasidae. Gene Ontology annotation, biological process: small GTPase-mediated signal transduction; cell migration; myoblast fusion. The transcript has 42 exons. Gene Ontology annotation, molecular function: guanyl-nucleotide exchange factor activity; small GTPase binding. Bases 261 to 6053 code for a protein of 1930 amino acids. Gene Ontology annotation, cellular component: plasma membrane; cytoplasm.